Gongylonema pulchrum is the source of this 741-nucleotide messenger RNA. Lineage: Eukaryota; Metazoa; Nematoda; Chromadorea; Rhabditida; Gongylonematidae. The record is from the annotation of a GenBank genome assembly.
AUGUUUCUUGGGUUAGUGCUGCGCGCAGCAUUGCAGAAUGAUAAACAGUUUGCAUUAGAAUGGAGGCCAUUGCUUGUACCGUUUGCUUUCAGGAAUUUCAUUCCGAAAAUGAACAGUGUUGUGCAGGAUGUAAUGGAUGAGAUGGACCCGAAACAACAAGUUGAGGAACAGUAUAAAUCGGUGAACAACGAAUCUUUUCAAUGGCGAGCCUCGCGACUCCUCCUUUCCCAAAGUGCCUCAUAUUUUCAGGUUCCGUCAAAAAAAAGUGAGGUGACGGCAAGUAUGGCGCCUUUUCUUGAGGAAGUGAUCAGGCACACAGCAGCAAACAUUCCGGAUUUGGACGGGAGCAGUACGGGUGCAGCAAAUGGCAGGAAAAGACGAGCAGCUGGAGAACUCAGUAGCAGCAGCGACUCUUCUGCGCUUCCUAAUGGGGAGGAGCACGUUGAGCCGCCGUCUGCUGCGUUAACUGAUUCGCACAUCGAACAACUCGCUCCUCUAUUGGCAAAAAGCUGGCCGACGCUGGCAGAAGCGAUGAAUGUGCAGAGAGACCAGUACAGUACCAAAGAAGAGCCGAUAAAAGUGACCAAGACAAUUUUGUGGCGAUGGAAGCAGAAGGAGGGCGACGGUGCCACCGUUAAAAGGAUCAGUAGUGUUCUGCUGAUGGCUGAACUGUUCAGUGAGCAGGUUGGACAGGUUGGAGUUUGGGAGCAGGAAGAACCAAUGUCUGCGGAGAGCCAGUGA